Messenger RNA from Thecamonas trahens ATCC 50062, 7163 nucleotides. RefSeq names its product polymorphic outer membrane protein. The record is from RefSeq and is a predicted model, not a curated record. NCBI's taxonomy places the organism in Eukaryota, Apusomonadida, Apusomonadidae. The transcript has a single exon. Bases 1 to 5529 code for a protein of 1842 amino acids.
AUGAGCGACUGCACUGUCGAGCGAAAUGCCGGCGAUUGGGCGGGUGUGAUCUCGGUCGAUUCCGCUGUCCCGGGUGCGUCGGUCGUGCUCGAACGGAGCGUCUUUCGCUACAACUCGGCCUCUGGUGGCGGCGGCGUGCUGUAUGCCGCCGACAACGCAGACGUUUCGGUCAGCUCAAGCGUGUUUAGCGGAAACACCGCGUCUACAGGCUAUGGACUUGGUGGCGUGUUUGAGAUCAGCAGCGCAGUGCUUACGCUUGACAAUGUGACCUGCGAGGACAACGUUGGGAGCGUCUCGGGCGGUGUGGCACAUCUUACUGGCUCUAGCGAGCUCGCAGCGCAUCGCCUCGUGGCUAGACGCAACUUGGGCGGCAGUCACGGCGGUGCAGUCUUUGCGUCGGGCUCCGGGACAUCGGUGGUGGUGCAGGCAUCGCUUAUCGAGAACAACAUGGCGACUACGACUGGCGCUGGCGUGUAUGUGAGCGACGGGAGGCUAGCGCUCACAGAUGUGGUGCUCCGGCGGAACGGUGUCACUGGCGGCCUACCCGACACCCUUGUCGGCGGCGGUGUGGCAGCCUCGAGUGCAAGCUCUGUGACCAUUGACCUGUGCUCCUUUUCUGGCAAUCAUGGCUACCGCGGCGGCGGGCUCUCACUCACCUCGUGCGGAUCCGGCCAUGUGCGGGGAAGCGUUUUCGAAGACAACUCCGUGAGCGGCGCCACCGAGCCGGCAGUCGGCGCUGGCAUCGUCAUCAUUGGCGCAAGCUCAGGAGUUGUUCUUGUCAACUGCACCUUUGCGCGCAACGUGGCCGAGUUUGAUGGCGGUGGCAUUUCGGUCUUUGACGGCGCGCCUCUCGAGGUGAUUGGCUCGGUCUUUGAUAGCAACUCAGCUGAAGCGGGUGGUGCUCUCAACGUAGCUGGUACGGCUGGGAGUCGGGUCGUUGGCUGUAGUUUCAUGCACAACACUGCAGGCUCAGUUGGCGGGGCACUUCACUUUGACAAGGGCUCUGGCAGCCUCACAAUGACUGGAUCGGUGCUGGUCGGCAACUCGGCCUCGGGUGGCGGCGCCGUGUAUGCAGACGAGGUGAGUAACGUGGCGUUUGUGGCGUGCAACUUUAGCGGCAAUGUUGCAUCCGACUCGGCGGGUGUGCUCUGGCUCGAUUCGGAGCCGCGAACCCACGGCGGGAUCCAAGUUACGUUUGACUCGUGCGUCAUCGAGCAUUCACGUGGCUCGCAGGGCGGUGCGCUGUACGUGGAGCACUCGGGCCUGGCUCUAAUCGACUCGACCCUUGGCCACAAUUCGGCGACACGGCAGGGCGGGGUCAUGUACUCAUUCAUCGCCAUGAUCGAGGUACUCCGCUGCCGGUUCGAAUCCAACGUUUUGGUAGAUGCGUCCGGCGGUGGCGCACUGUACAUCGACUUGUCCAACGCCGCAUCGGGUGCCGAACUCUUGCCAGGCACGACCAUGUCGGCACGCAUAUCGAGCUCAGUUUUUGUGAACAAUACUGGUGGCUUUGGUGGUGCUGUGGCGGCGCUGGACUCGACAAUUCAUAUUCGCGACUCGGUCUUUGAAGCAAACGUGGCAUCGCUGCCCGACGGUGGGCUUGGCGGCGCGGUGUCAAUUCAAGGCUCUGCCGGCUCCGACGCAGUCAUUGCCAAUGCCACCUUUACUGGCAACCGCGGUGUCAAGGGCGGCGCGCUUCACUGCUCGCGAUGCGUCCCGCUCGAGCUCCGCGAUGCAUCCUUUACCGCCAACUCAGCCCACAUGCUGGGAGGUGCGCUGCACAUUACGGCGUCGCUUCCGUAUCUCGCCCGGCUCGCCCUCACUUCUAACGCUGCGUUUGCAGGCGGCGGUGCAUACCUUGACGCGACAGUGCCGCGAAGCGCGAGUGAGCUCAGCCGUAGCGGAGUUAGGCUCGGUCUGAGCAACUCGCAUGUGAGCGGCAACUCUGCAGGCUCGCGUGGCGGCGGGCUCUACGUUGCCUUCUGCAAGUCGAUGGCUCUGGUCGCGGUUGAGCUCCGUAGCAACUUUGCAUUCGAGUCGGGAGGCGGCAUGUGGAUUUCUGGGACCGAGGUAGAGAUGGAGAGGCUUGAUGUUCACAGCUGCAGAUCGUCGCUGCUUGGCGGAGGCAUUGGGAUUGAGGCGAGUGUCUUUUCACUCCGCAACGCAAGUUUCGAGCAGUGCACUUCGGAUCUUGGCGGCGGGCUCUACGUCGACGCCGGCUCGACCGCGAGCGGCGCUCUUUCGCUGCUGGCAUUGACGAGCAACAGCGCGAGCUCGUGGGGUGGUGGGCUGCUGAGCCAGAUGACCACGCUGGCGCUUGCCAACAGCACGUUUACUGGCAACGAUGCGCGCUCUGGUGGCGGCGGCGUGGCCGCGUUUGAGCCGCGAGCACUGACGAUGACAGGCUGUGCGCUCAUCGGCAACGUGGCGUCGGGCGACGGCGGACUCGGUGGAGGGCUGAUGGCGCUACACACGCCAGGCCUGCUUCCGCUGCCGGAGAUGGUGCGAUUGGAGGAGGUGGUAUGGAAGAGCAACGGAGCUGCUGGGAGCGGCGGUGACGUGGCGCUGGGCAACCUUGGCACGGUCGAGGUCUCGAGAUCGAGCGCGCAUGGAUCGGGUGCGGUCGGGAACGCAGGCUCGUGGUAUGUUCACCAGACGCAGCGUGUCACUCUGGUGUCCAGCACGAUUUCCGGUGCAGGGGCCGGUGGCGUCGGCGGCGGCAUGGUUGUUUCGGCCUCAAAUGUGACUCUCGGCCGAGGCAGCAGUGUAAUGGGAUGCAGUGCUUCUGCCGGAGGCGGGGUGUGGGUCGAACUAUCUGAAGGGCCGACGAUGCUGACGCUCGGUAACAGUGCCAAAGUGACAGGCUGCCUGGCGUUCGAGGCCGGCGGUGGUGGCAUUGGAUGCGGGACGGUGGCCGGCGUGGCAUCGGCGUCGGCGCAGCAGUGUGUGGUGGUGCGUGGCGGAGUGGUGGCAAAUAACGUCGCAAGCAGGGCUGGUGGUACUGGUGGUGGUGUUGCUGUCUUUGAUCGCGGCUCGUGGGCGUGGCUGGACUCCGGCGCAGUUGUGAGCGGGAACACAGCUGAUGUUGGUGGCGGUGUGUAUUCGGUGGUUGCAGAGGCGGGGCUGGCUGCCAGCAGCGGAGUGAUUGGCAACUCUGCAGAGCUGUACGGCAGUGAAGUGGCGAGCGCGGCGGCCGAGGUGGUAUGGGACGUGGUGCCGGCGGCGAGAACGGUGUCGGGAGUGACGUUGCUGCCGCGGGCUGGGUCCGGCGGACUGACUCGGAUCCGGGCCUCACUCCGCGACGGAUAUGGCCAGCGAGUGGUGGGACCGGCGGUGGCGGGCAGCAUGCUCGAGUUGACAAUGGCGUCGGCCGAUGCUUUGUUGUCGGGUAGCACCGCCGUGCCUGUCGACGAAAAAUGUGGAUGUGGCGAGUGGGAUGAUGUUGUUCUGGUGGCGGCAGAGGUAGCAGCUGCGCGGCAGCUGGUGGUCGAGGCGGUGUCAGGACUCGAAGAGGUGGUGCGCGGCGUAGUGGGCGUUGACCAGGAGCCGUGCACUUCAAGCGGCCGUGAGAUUGUGGACACCGGGCUGGCAUAUCCUGUCUGCACUGUCUCUUGUGAGCCUGGAUCGUUUGCUACGACGGUGCAGGUGGCGAUUUCUGGGACAAAGCAGAGUUUGACCGAGACGCGCUGUGAGGCAUGCCAGGCCGGCACGUUUUCACCCGUCCGCGGGCAGGCCGAGUGCACUGCAUGUGACGACGGAAGCUACUCGGAGCGCGGAGCGAGGGGGUGCGCGAGCUGUCCACUUGGGGCGGUGUGUGCUGGUGGAGUGUUGCGGACACAGGCCGGAUAUUGGUACGACAGUGAGCGUGGAGCGUUUGUGGCGUGCGCUGUAGCUGCGGCAUGUCCAGGAGGCGCGCGCAACGGGAGCUGUGGAGCCGGGUAUGUGGACGGAUCGUACGUGUGCUCGCAGUGCGAGAGCGGAUUUGAGCGAGCCGGCUCGACGUGCGUCUCGUGUGGCCCGGUCUGGCAAUCUGUUCUUGUCCUGCUGGUUGUGAUUUGCCUUGUGGUGGCAGUUGUGGGACGUGCGAUGAUGACGGUGUCGGAGACGACGGAUCUUGCAGUCAUUCUGAAGGUGCUCAUCAACUUUACCCAGAUGACGGCGCUGCUGAUGCGGCUGGAUGUGUUUGGCGACCGGUCUGGUACUGUGGGUCUGCUUGGGGUGUUUGAUCUUGCGCAGGGCAUGCUCGGUUCGUUCCACGAGCUCCAGCCAGCGGCGUGUCUCUUUCGAUGGAGCAUUUUCGACGCGUUUGUCUCGACGGUCCUCCUGCCUGUGGUGGUGCUCGUAGGCGUGGCUUUCGGGUGCGCAGUGGCGUUUGUGUGUGUGCGGCGGGGAUGGACGUCGUGGCGGCCGCGGAGCCACGGGCUCGAUGGCGACGACGGCGUCGGCGUUGCCGACGGACUUGUGCGGACGUUUCUGCACGCGGCAACAGUUGCGUUCUUCCUUCUCCAUACCACGCUCGUCCUGCAAUCGCUCAACAUGCUGGUGUGCCGAACGGACAUCCGACGGCUUGAAGUGGACAUCUCUGUCGAGUGCUUGUCGCGGCGGCACAGACCGUACUUUGUGGCAGCGAUUGUUACGCUUGUGGUUUACGGGAUUGCACUCCCUCUUGGCGCCGGAGCCGUACUGUGGCGCGAGCGACGGGUGCUGCGAUCGUCAGCGUUUGUGUCUGUGGCGUUUGGCUUUCUGUACUCAGGCUACCGGGCACAGCACUGGUACUGGGAAUUUGUUGUUGUGCUCCGCAAGGUUGCAGGCCUCCUUAUUGUGGUCUUUGUCGAGUCGCCACUGCACCAGGUCGGGCUGGCGAUGCUCCUAGUUGUGCUCUCGAUUGUGCUGCAGUCGCGGCAGAUGCCGCUGCGGUCACGGCUGCUGAACGGGAUGGAGCUGAGCUCGCAAGGAGCGAUGGUGGUAACGCUUGUAGGUGGGCUGUUUCUCUCUGGUGCCAACUCUGGCUCGCACGCUGCGCCUGUGGUUCUGCCCAACCUUGCGGUGGCGAUUGCGCUGGUGGUGGCCAACGGUGGUGUGAUGGCGUUUAUUGUGUUCAUGCUCGGGCGUGAGCUCUCACCACGAAUCAAGGCCAAGAUCAUUCCGUGCUACAAGGUGACGGUGGAGACGAUGGCCGACGUUGCCGAGUUUCUACACGAGCACUCUGUUGGGUCGUUCAAGGGCAUGCGGCGAUCGAGCUCGCGGGCUGAUGGCGGCGGAAGCGAGCUGGUCCGGCUGGCGGCAGCUGAGCGUGUGCGGCGUGCCGAGAUGGGCAUGUCGGUGCCGCCGUUGCCAUCGCCAUCAGUCCGCGGGUCGAGCGGCGCAUCCGGAAGGUUGCCGCUGCUGCCGCUGCUACCACCGCUGGUUGGGCAACGGCCGCUGCCGCCGCCAACAGGCUUCGAGUCGGCAUCGACCAGCAGUGGCUGCGAAGACGAGUCUUGGAGCAGCUGCAGCAAGGACGAGGACAAAGAUAGAAGCGAGGGGUAGAAAGCUGGUUUAAAAUGGCCUACUCAUCGAUGUAGCGCGGGCGGGUCGUUUCGGUGUGCUCUGUGCGGGCACGAGCGGUGGCGACUGCGGCGCAAAUGGCGACGAGGUAGAUGAUGAUGGUGGUGACGAGGGCAAAGGUAGAUGCAGCCUCGGAAGCGAUGACGACGACCACGAUAGCGAUACAGGUGGUUGCGACCGCAGAUGCGAUUGCGCGCCAGCGGGAGAUAGACGCCCAGGCGAUGGCGACCAUAGAGGUGGCGACAACGGCGGCAGUGCCGACCAGCUCGGUGGACGGCGAAUGGCGGAUAAAGACCGAGAUGGCCGAGAUGGCGAGGACUGUGAUGAAGGGGACAGUGCCGAUGGGCGCGCGCGAGGCAGUGAGGCCAGCAAAGAGGAACCGGAGGCCAUCCCGAACCAGGAAGAGGUUGAAGCGCAUAGCAUCAGAGGGGAGGCGGACUGCAGGAUCCCGGGAGAGCGCGCGGACAACAAAGCCACGGAUGGCAGUCAUGAUCGGAAGGCCGAGGACAUAGACGAUCAUGAUAGGCCAAAGGAGAAGGAUGGCGGCAGUGAGGUGAGUGCCCUUGUAGCACUCGGUGGCGAUCUCGUAGUCGAGGCGCUGGACGUGAUCGGCGGCGUAGAAGCAGCGGAGGCCAACAAAGGUGCGGUAGGCGAGCGGAGUGUAGAAGACCGAAGCCAUAAAGGCCAUGCCGUAGGCGACCCACGAUCGCAGCGGCACCGUGUGCGGCAUGUCCUGGGUCCACUCGGAGACCAUGGUAUCGGAAUCCGACGAGUCACAGGUGGUCGAGCCGCGCGAACCACGCGAGCCGCGCGAACCGCGCGAACCGCGCGAACUGCGCGAGCCGCGACGAGACGCGCCCUUGCCGCGCGGCGAGUUCAUCGGUGAGCCAUUGUCCGACGAGUCGGCGUAGCGUCCGAUAAAGCUGCCGGUGGUGUUCUGACGAGCAAGCGAGGCGUUCGAGGGCUGCAUGCUGAGGAGCGAGGUAGAGGCAACGAUGGAGCCGAGCGACGAGCCGUGCUCCCAAAGCGGAACAGAGAGCUCGAGGUCGCCGUCCUUAGAGUGGAGGCGCGAGUGGAUGAUGGCACCGAUGAUGGCGCCCACAAAGACCAUAAAGGCGGCAAAGAGGACAAGGAUGCAGUAGAGGGCAACAAAGUAGGGGCCGGUCCAAGUCUUGGUGCAGCCGAUGGCAAAGACCUCCGGAUCAAAGAGAAUGAUGCCCGACCAGCGGACGGCCUGAGUCCGGAACGAUGAGACGCCAGGGAUGCCCGAAGAGAGGCCGACGAGGUAGCGGAUGGCAAGAGCGAGGAGCUGGAGAGACAUGAGGGUGACAACAAACAUGCCAGCCUUGCGGCGCGAGGCGCAGCCGAGGACGAGAGCGACGAUGAUGCAAAAGAGAAUGAAGAAGAGGAUGAUGAUGGUGCGGGUGACAUCGGCUUCGCACGGCAUGCACGUCCCAAACGAGGCCAUGUGGAAGCCAGUAUCACACGAGGUACACUGGUGGCCAGUGCGGCCACGGGCACACGAGGCAUGCGACGAGGUGCCAAAGCCGUCGGCACCAGCGCCGUUGCCAGAUGAGUCAUCGGACGACGGCGGGACCGAGGCGUGGCCAGACGAG